This is a messenger RNA of Metarhizium album ARSEF 1941, 729 nucleotides long. RefSeq names its product tubulin specific chaperone cofactor B. The record is from RefSeq and is a predicted model, not a curated record. The coding region runs from base 1 to 729 and encodes 242 amino acids. Gene Ontology annotation, molecular function: microtubule plus-end binding; alpha-tubulin binding. Gene Ontology annotation, biological process: post-chaperonin tubulin folding pathway; cytoplasmic microtubule organization; tubulin complex assembly. Lineage: Eukaryota; Fungi; Ascomycota; Sordariomycetes; Hypocreales; Clavicipitaceae. The transcript has 2 exons. Gene Ontology annotation, cellular component: cytoplasm; microtubule plus-end; nucleus.
AUGGCAGAUGUACCGCUGCGGGUAAUUUCAGCCAAUUCAGCCUCUGAGCGCCGCAUCACGCCGUCAUGGUCCAUCACGACGCUCAAGGCGAAACUCGAGCCCAUUACAGGCGUGCCCCCGUCUGCGCAGAGGCUCAGUCUCAAGGCUUCAGGAGGGUCGAAUACCAUCCAUGUUGAGGCGGCAGACGAGGACAACACCCGCUUGUCAAGCUUUCCCCUCGCGCCCUAUGCCGAGCUGCACGUGGGAGAUACCCGACCACCCGGAGCAAGGCCUAACUACACCGACACAUCUGGGGUCGACAAGUACGUGAUGCCUGAGGAGGAGUACGAGAAGAAAACGGACUCGGUGUUGGCAUGGAAAAAGACACAGAAACUUGGUCGUUUCGACCCAAACGCCCCCAGCCACGAGCAAGUCAGGCUGGAGGCUCUGGAACAGGAGGUGCGCCAACGUGGCAUCAAAGUCGGGAAGCGGUGCCGCAUCGGCGGUGAGGACACUAGGCGCGGCGUGGUAAAAUAUGUUGGAGAAGUGAAGCAGAUCCCGAACGGCAUAGGGCAAUGGGUGGGCGUCCAGUUAGAUGAACCAGUUGGCAAGAACGACGGCAGCAUUGACGGCUCUCGGUACUGGGGGGAACCAUCAACAAUGAAGCAUGGCGUCUUUGUGCGCCCAGAGCGAGUAGAGGUUGGAGACUUUCCUCCCGUGAAUGAUCUCGAGGAUUUGGAGGAAAUUUAG